AUGGAUCAACAGCAACAACAAGCAUCAUCACCAGCCAUAGAUACUACCCUAGAUGUUCAAGAACCUGCUAGUAAAAGGGCUAGAUUAUCAACACCUGAAUCAUCGCAUGCAUCGUCAGAGCUGAACAAUACCACUACUACUGAGAAGAUUGCCUCACCUACUACUGCUACUACAAACGAUUUGACAUCGUCAACAACUCUUGGGCAUGCGGAUUUGCCAAACACAUCAAGUACAAUCGAGCAGCAGCAACAGGAUUUAGACGCCUUCAAUCAAUUGCAGCAAUUGAGUGAGGCUCAUUCACAAUUGGCCCAGGUAGCGGCUGCUGCUGGUUUGAGUGGUGAUAACAAUUUUCAAUUCCUGACAAAUUUUGAAAAUUCUAUUGCUGCAAGUGUCAUGGCUGCUGCUGCUGCUGCAUCAAACAAUGCUACCACCGCAGGUUCAUCGACUGCUGGUAGUGGAGCCAACUCACCAGAUACAACUGCUACUGCAACGACAACGACCACUGCCACCAACACAGGUGCUGCUACACCAAAUCUCCAAUCCAUCAGUCCAAACCUUCCAUCACAAGAAGUGUCAGACCACCAACAGCAGCAACAGCUCAAUAGCUUGAAUGAGUUACCUACCGAAAUAUUGAAGCGUGAGCUGAUGAAUCAAAAGGUUCGAGCCGAUAACAGAGAACGAAAGAAGCGUUGGAGACAACAGAAUGAAGAGAGAAACAAAGAUAACGAUCUUCGCUGUCGAGUCAACAAGAGAGCUCAUAAGUUAUUCGGUAAAGAGGAUAGUGAGCAUAAGAAGAAAUGGAUUGACGAAGAGUUCUUGAAGCGCCAACAAAAGAGAAAGGAUAAGGAGCGUCGAAAGGGAUUAGUAGAUGAUUCAUUGGGUGGACACCACCAUAAUCAUCAUCACCAUUCAGCAGAUGGACAAUUGAACGCUGCUGCUGCUGCUGCUGCUGCUAAUGGGGCUUUGGAUUUAGCUGCACUUGCUCAACAUUUGCAACCACAGCCAUCACUUUCCACACUGACCGAUGCCAACUAUUUAACAUUAUUAUGUAACAAUUUGGGUAUUCCUGCAGCUGCUCGUAGUAUCAUUGGCACUCAUAAUGCUGCUGCUGCUGCUGCUGCCGCUGCUCAACAACAGACAGAUGAGUCUCAUCAACAACAAACAUUAUCCAAUGCUAGUGCUGGUACUAGCAGUUUACACGAUACUGAUAUCAUCAAGCAAGAACCACAAACAACAGGCAAUCUGGGACAGCAAGAGGAAGACGAUAAGAAUCUACAGUCAUUUCCAUUCCAGUUGCUUGAACUCUUGCAACAACUACAACAAUACCAACCUCAACAAACACCACCCACCCACACUGAAUCCACCACCACCACCACCACUACUACUACUACCGCUACACACACUCCUACUCUCACAGCAAUAACAGACCAGCAUCAUGGCAUGGCAGCAGAUACGGCUCCAUCAGAUAAUACAGAUUUCCAACUACAACAACAGUUCAAUGCAGCCAUGUCAGAUAGACCAGAAGAUAAACUAGCUGCAUUACUAGCAUCCACAUUACAAGCAGCGGCUACUGCAGCAUCUCAAGGUAUGAAGGACGAACAUGAUGCAAACCAACCACAAUCGUCUACCUCUGCAGAGACAUCACAACAUACCACUGUAAAUCAACAAGAGGGCGAACAACAGCAGCAACAACUGCAACUGAAUAACAAUGCUGAAUUUCCAAUGGACGCUGUACUCACAUUAAUGCAGUUGAAUGCUGGAUGGAGACAUUGA
Molecule: messenger RNA, 1773 nt
Organism: Mucor velutinosus
Lineage: Eukaryota; Fungi; Mucoromycota; Mucoromycetes; Mucorales; Mucoraceae
Exons: 3
Coding region: 1-1773 (590 amino acids)
Source: RefSeq, a predicted model, not a curated record